AUGCACAUCACCAGGCGUUCCGAGAGCCUCAUGCAGCUUCACCCUCCCGCGCGGGCGUGGAAGCAUCUGGGGAACCUGGUGGGGAACCCAAUGCCAUCGCUGGGCUUGCCCGCCUCCUUCGCCACCGCAACACGGCCCCAGGAGGCGCAGUGCGGUGGCCGACAGGGGGAGCAGUGCCAGGAACGAUGCAGUGAGGGAGCGCCCAGCAACCCCCCCAGCUCAAAGCCCAGCGGCGGGAAGGAGCUGGAGCGAGGGAGGGAGGGAGGCGCGCGGCGGCGCGGAGCCCGGCGCAGGGGCGGGAGCUGGGGGCGGGGCGGCCGGGCGGGGCGGGGCCGGCGGGCAGAGCGGCGAGCGCCGGGGGAGCGCGCCCGGGGAGCGAGGAGGGAGGAGCAAGGGGAGCGCGGGCAGCCGCCCGCCCCCGCCCCUGCCCCUGCGCCGCCCGCGCGCAACAGUUCCCCCAAAGUUGCUGGCCGGGAGGCGGGCGCGCCCGGGUGGCCAAGGGCCGGGCAGCUGGCCGGGGACGCGGCCCAGCGCGGAUAG
Molecule: messenger RNA, 540 nt
Organism: Castor canadensis (American beaver)
Lineage: Eukaryota; Metazoa; Chordata; Mammalia; Rodentia; Castoridae
Source: RefSeq, a predicted model, not a curated record